AAAUCUAUUACUUUUAUAUUUACAAAUUUUUCAUCUAAUGGGAGUUUAACUUUUGCAGUGAUUUUUGACAUCAUUGAAUCAUGCCGAGAAGUAAAACUGUUAAUGUGAAGGAGAUUUUACAAGAAGAUGAUGACAUUCAAUAUCCAGAUUCAGAAAAUAUGGAAUAUGAUGACGAUGAUGACGAUGUUGUUUAUGAAGAUGAUGAGGAUGUUAAUACUGAUGAGGACGAGGACGAGAACUGGGAAGAGGACGAGAACGGGGACGAGGACGAGGAUGUUAAUGCUGGUUUGGUUAAACCGACAGGCAAAGGGAAGAAGAAGCCGGGAGUCAUGGAGAAGAAAGUAAUGGUUAAGAGUGAGUUGGUUGAAAUAAAAACCAAAGGGAAGAAGGCAAGGAUUAAGGCUGAGGUUGAUGCUAAUGUUCCUGUUGAUGCUGAAAAUGAUGUCCAGAUCUUGGAUAGGGGUUGCAGUACUUCAAACUUGACUACCCAGUGUAGACCAACUGCUUUGUUAGCUGUCAUAGAAACAUUCAAUUCAAAUCAAAUUAAGGCUGUUUAAGAAAUUGGAUUCGGUUGGUUGUUAUCUUUACCUACUCAAACUUCUAAGUUAGAUACAACAUUAUUUCCCUGGUUGAUUGAUCAUUUUGAUCCUGUUAGUUGGUUGUUUAAAAUUGAAGCUGGAAAGGAAUUCAUAUUUAGUCCAUGUGAUGUGCAUGAUGUGUUUCUUCUCCCAUUACAUUCUGACAAUCCUAUUAUAGAUAGCAGCACUAGGACUAAGGAUGUAGGUUUGAAAAAUCAGUGGAGAGACUACUUUAAAGUUAAAAAAAUGCAACCAUUCCAUUGCGUCUGUUGGAGAUUAAGAUGGGUGAAUUAGUGGAAGGUGGAGAAAUGUUCAAGCGAAUAUUUGUGAUGUUUGCAUUCUCUGUUUUCUUAGCUCCUAUAGCUAAUAGGACUGCUGAUUUGGGUUUAGUUAAAGUUCUUGAGGAUGUAGAUGAAAUAAAGAAUCUUGAUUGGUGUGGAUAUGUCCAUGAGAGACUUUGUCGAGCUAUUAGGAAGCAUAAAACUUCAGGCUGCCAGGGUAAUGUUGGUGGUUGUUUAUGGGUUUUACAAGUUGUCUAUUUUCAUCGUCUUCAAUUUAGGGGCAUUGCAGAGAGUUGUAGUCUUCCGUUGAUGAAGCAUUGGUCUGGUACUAAAAUUCAUGAAAGGCUUGUUUUGGAAAAGGAUUCAGCUUGCUUUGGCAGUGGUUUAUUAAAUACUGUGACCUACCCUGUUUGUCAGAAGUUGGGUUUUGAAGAAGGUUUUGCCAAGAUUUGUGGUAGGCAUGAUGUUGUGAACGAUGAUGAGAACCAUAUACGGUUCGUCAUUCCUGAUGGACAAUUGUCAAAUUCAGCAA
Messenger RNA from Spinacia oleracea (spinach), 1391 nucleotides. RefSeq lists its product as uncharacterized. The transcript has 2 exons. The record is from RefSeq and is a predicted model, not a curated record. The coding region runs from base 81 to 557 and encodes 158 amino acids. Lineage: Eukaryota; Viridiplantae; Streptophyta; Magnoliopsida; Caryophyllales; Amaranthaceae.